AACGUUUGAGCAAUUCUCCGGUUUCCUACGGAGUUUUUUAAUAACGGACCAAACCAGCGGGCGAAAUGGAAGUGAAAAAUGCAAAUGCUGCCAUGCUCAGCAACUAUGAGGUGUUCAAACUCCUCACAGACCUCAAGGAGCAGAGGAGAGAUGCCGGGAAGAGCAAACACAGUGUUGGGCAGCAGAACCUCAAUACUAUCAUGUAUGAGACUCUUAAGUACCUGUCGAAGACGCCGUGCAGCAGACAAAGUCCUGAGAUCGUCAAGGAGUUCCUCAGCUCUAUGAUGCAUCACAAGCUCACAAAGGCAGAAAAACUGCAGCUGCUAAACCACCGACCACAGACUGCAGUGGAAAUUCAGCUUAUGGUGGAGGAAAGUGAAGAGCGGCUGUCGGAGGAGCAGAUCGAGGAGCUCAUCCAGAACGUGGCAGAUGUCCUCCCAGGUGACCCGGAGCAGGAAAACGUAGCUGCGGCUGCUGAUGCGGAGAUGGAUGAAGGCGGAGAACAGUCGUGACACGGUGACUUCCAUGUGAAGAACUGGUUACGUGGCUAAACACGUUGCAGAACUGUUUACACAAAGACAGGAUGCACAGAGACUACAAGACUGCAGUUAAGAGCUGAGUUGGUAAUAUGGUAAUGAAAACAGUUUGGACCAAAACAUGCUCACUUUCUCACAGAAGAGAUGAAUCUCUUUAAGAUAUCAAUAUUGCACAGAGAAGUGCUCUCAAAAGGGGAGGAGAUCUUCAGUUUUAUGUGUCAUAUAACAUUUAUGUAGCCUGCAGCCUUAAACAUACAUUAAAUAAUUUUGUUCCAAUCCAAAAGCACAAUAUUCAUUUUACUUUAAUAUUGAUGGUAGAUGGAACCUUAUUGUAUCUCUUGCUUUCCUGUCAAGCUUCAGCUUCAGACUUGGCAUAGUUUGUGUUUUGCUGCUGUUCUCUUGCAGCAGAAGUAGGAUGUUCAGGUUGCAAGUGUGAAGGUUUCUGUUUUUUUGCCUUCAUGUUUGCAUAUCAAGUCAGUUUCCUGUUCUUACUCAGCUCCUUAAAGAGCUGGCAUACAAAUGUAGAGUAAAGAGUAGACUCAUGACAAAGAAGAAAAGCAGAGAGAGGACAUGAGUCUACAACUUAAAAUAGAAAACAUCUUUGUGUAAAGCUAGAGAAACUGUAAGCUUCACAUGUAAGACAAGAAGAGCUUUUGUUUGUCAUUGCAUCCCAUCAAAAUCUCUUAACACAACUUCAACCUCUCCUUCAUAGUGACAUAUCCGUUUUCCUUAUUUCAGCAAGAAAAUAGCUCUUGAAACUUUUCAGCUGACUGCAUGAUUGCCUUAUUUUUAUAGCUUCGCCUUGGACUAAGAUGUUUCGUUUGGUUGUGAUAAUUUGAUCAGCCUGUCUGUAGAAUAAAGCCUUGAAAAAAUAGAGAACGGUUGAAGCACCUACAAAUUUUGAAAUUCCUAAAACAGCUAUUUAGAAAACUUAGAGAUUAUUUGUUUUGUUUUUGGCUCAUUAAACCUAAAAUACUAAUAAAAAAUGUAAUUUUUCAAAUAACAAAUAUGAAUUUUGAUUUUUCUUUUCUGAAAGAAAUUAAACUAUAAAGGUGUGCGGAAAGUGUUGCUAUAAUUUUAUGUUAUAUUGCAGUAAAAUUAACCCACAGUGAAAAACAUGCUGCAGCUCUCUAAUGAUGAGAUUUGUACAUUUAUUGUUUUACUUCCCUUACUUACCAUUGUGCUCACUGUUCAUGGUGGCAAAAUGUGGUUGAGUCCUCUUCCAACCUUUGUCAUAUUAAACAGUUUAAUUAUUUCUCUUAUUGUGCUUCUGAACCAGUUCUCUUUUCUGUUUAAUAACAAUGACCUUUUAUGCCACAUUUCUACCCUUGGUAAACAGAAAGUCAUAAAUUUCUUAAGAAAAGUCCCUGGAUAUGCCCAUAAACUAAAAUAAAAACGAAUAAAUAUGCUUCAGCUACAUUUCUUUUUAUAAAACUUGUUUAUGCAAAGACUAAGAUGGGAAUAAAGGUUUUCAAAUUUCAACAUGUUGAAAUUUGACAUCACAGGAGUAUUCUUAUUGGAGUUCUUUUAGGUUUCAGGUUUCGUUCAAGACUGAUAAGAAGUGAGUCUCUCACCAUUCAGGCAUCAUGUUUCUUCUAUUCAUUUCUUUUAAAUGUACUGCCGUAUGCAGUACAAGUAAAGCACAGAGGAAAAGAAGCUAGUCGUGUUUGCCACUUGAAACCAAGGGUUUAGCCUGAUUUGACCUCAUUAAGCCCGCUUAAACCUUUCAACAUUCCACGGGACACAAAUAAGAAGACAAAAAGAGAAAUACGGAGACAACUCUUCAGAAAGGUCAGUGGCAGAAAACAAGAGCUCCACUUGAGAAAAAGAGAGAAAAAUAUUUCACUGAAGGCUGCUGUUUCUAGUGCCUUGCAGUUAUUUGUACUCCUUGUUCACAGAUUGUCGCUUCACUAGAUUUUAUUAUUUUAUGUUAAGAGAAGCACAAAUGAGUUUGUGGAAGGAAAAUGGUGCAUUUUUUUUUGUUUGUUUUACCAAAAAAUUUAAAAAGCGUGGAAUGCUAUUAUGUUUAGCACCAUUAGUCAUUAGGGAUGCAUCUAUUUUGGGGUAUGCUUACUUUAUUUUUUCCAAGUUGCUGGAUUUACGUCAGACUGGAUGGACUUUGACUGGACUAUCAUAACAUAAACAUGGUUUGGUGUAAAGCAUUUUUUUGUAGCUUUAUAUUAUACCGCUUCAGUGUACUUCCCAGUGAUAUACAUUGAUAUUUGUGAAUAAAUACAUGCUUUUACAA
Molecule: messenger RNA, 2784 nt
Organism: Poecilia latipinna (sailfin molly)
Lineage: Eukaryota; Metazoa; Chordata; Actinopteri; Cyprinodontiformes; Poeciliidae
Gene: crcp
Product: calcitonin gene-related peptide-receptor component protein
Exons: 6
Coding region: 66-512 (148 amino acids)
Biological process (GO): transcription initiation at RNA polymerase III promoter
Cellular component (GO): RNA polymerase III complex
Molecular function (GO): nucleotide binding
Source: RefSeq, a predicted model, not a curated record